UUUCUUAUUUUUUCUUUUUAUUAUUAUUAUUUCUUUUUCUUUUUUUUUUUUUUUUUUUUUUUAAUUCAAGAGUUCCAUGCGUUUUAAUGUUUUACAGUUAAUUGUCUAAUGCAAAUGUAAGAAGAAAAUUUUAUCAAUACUUUCUUCAGAAUAUUAGAAUUAUAGAUUAGAAUGUUUACAUUUUUAAUCGUAUUAAAGUUUGACUCUAUAUUAUAAUAUAUUGCAGUUUUGCAAUAUAUGGCAGAUUUAUAUAAAAAGAUCUAAGUGGAUGAAAAGAGAGAACCUUUUUUUCUAAUAAGAAAUAUUAGAGAGAAAGAAAGAGAGAGAAAGAGAGAGAGAGAGAGAGAGAGAGAGAGAGAGAAAGGAAAUAUUUUAUUUCGUCAAAAUAUUUUAUUAAUUAUUAUAUUAACAUUGUUAUUAACGAAAUGUUUACUUUGGCUGUUUCUGAAUAUAAUACACAGAUACACACACACAAACACAAACAAGACAUGCAUAUGUCGUCCUCGCGCAUCUCUCAGAUCAUUUUACUAUAGUUAUUAUUCUCUACUAAGUAGAAUAAAAAAAAAAAAAAAGGAAAAAAAGAAAGGCAUACGAACAACAAAGAAAAUAAGAUAGUAGACUCUUAUAUACUUGUGAUAGAAACUGAGAGUAACUUAAAAAAAAAAAAAAGAUAUAUAUAUAUAUCUUUUAUAAAAAAAAAUAUAUAUAUAUAUGUAAUAAAAAAAAAAAAAACUCACGAUACUUUACGAGCAUGUUCUUAUUAGUAAUAUAAAGUUUAUAACACAUACAUACAUACAUAUAUACACAUACAUACAUAUAUACAUACAUUCAUACAUAUAUACAUACAUACAUGGCACACAGAUACCGAGGGAAAAUCGUCAGUAGAAAAUUACACUAUGUAUUAUUGUAGUAUUUGGCACACGUUAUUGUAUUCACACCACUGAUAUUACCUAUAUUGAGAGAGAUUAUUGAAAAACGAUCAUUAAUUGUUAUGAAGUGAGAUAGAGAGAGAGAAAAAUUGUAAAUAAUUUAAUUAUCGUACAGUAUUAAGAAGUAAUAAUUAGAAAUAUAGGCUCUUAGUAGCUGGUUUACGCCUUAAAAAAUAGAAAAUGAGAACAAAAUAAAACAUAUUUUAAUUGCUUCCCGUUGUUAAAUCCUUAUUUACUAAAUGUCUCAUCUUUUCUUUUUUUUUCUUUUUUUUUUUUGUUUUCUUUUUCAAACAUUUUCUCAGAUAUAUAUAGCAUAAUCGUUUGUUGUUAAGCAGAAAACAAAAUCAAUCCAUGACCUUUUAUAAUGUAAUAAGGAAUAGUAGAAGUAAACAUUAUUUCCCUCUACUUUUGGAGAUAUGUUUAAGUGAAAGAAAAAAAAAAAGAAAAAAUAAGAGAAGAAAAAAAAGGUCGUUCACACAAAAUAUAUUCUUUAAUUAUUCUUUGGAUUUGAUUAUGUAUGAAAUUUCAAUCGUUAAAUCAUAAAAAUGGCUUCGCCACGAAUAAUUUCAAAAUUUCAAAGUUUAUCUCCAGUACCAAAUUUAAGGAAUUCAUUAACACCUAGAAGUUUUAUAAAAAAUAAUAAUUAUGUUAAAUCACCGGAAAAUAAAAAUAGAUUAUCGCCUUUCAAUGUUAAUACACCUGACAGAAAAGAAAUUCUUCUAAAUGGUUUACCUAAUAAACAAAGAAUUGUAUUAGGUACUGGAGGAUUUGGUACAGUUUAUAAGGCAUUAUAUAAAGGAAAUCAAGUAGCAGCAAAAAUAUUGAAGAAAUCAAAGGAUAACGAUAAUACUAUCAAUUCGGAGAAGCAUGCUUAUUUAUUGAGGCAUACCAAUAUUGUUAAUAUUUUAACCAUAGAAGAAGGUGCUGCUUUAUCAUUGAUAACAAUGGAAUUAUGUGGUAUUACGUUGCAAGAUCAAUUGGAAAAAAAAGCUUUAGACAGAAGAGAACGUAUUCGUAUUUGGAGGGAUAUAGCUUGUGCUCUUCAAUUCUGUCAUAAUGCGGGUGUGGUUCAUGCGGAUGUGAAGCCAAAAAAUAUUUUAAUUGGAAAUUGUGGUCAGCCUAAACUUACAGACUUUGGGAGUUCUGUCUUAAUAAAUAAAGUACAUGCCGAACAGGCAUCUAAUAUAAUGACAAGUACACCAGGUUAUGCGGCACCAGAAGUUUUAUGCGGAAUAAUUCCCAGUCCUGCUGCAGAUAUUUAUUCUUUAGGCGUUUUAGCCUGGCAAAUCCUUUCUAGGAAAAUACCCUUUGAAGGAUUCCACGUGCAUACUAUUAUCUAUUUAUCUGUAAAAGGAAAGAGACCUUAUGAUGAAGAUCUCAACGAUGAAUUUCAAGGACGAUACAAGUCAAUAUAUAGAGAGAUGUGGUCUCAAAAAAUUACAGCUCGACCAAUAACAAGUAAAGUGAUCUACAUGCUAGAUAUCCUAAUGAAUAAAUAGGUUUUAUUUAAAUCAAAUAAUGUUCUAUACUUGUUAGUAUACGCGUCGCUUAUUAUUAUACAUUAUUAAAUAAAUGUCGUGUUUACAUAUAAUAUAUAUAUAUAUCAAAUAUGUGAAAAGAGAAACGUGAUUUUAUGUAUCUGGCAUCUCUCCACCAGGCACAAGCUGUAAAAAGAAAAUCAAUUGUUAAAUUGUACGGUUAUAUCAAUACAUAAAUAAUUAUUUUUUAUUAUAUACGAA
Vespa crabro (European hornet) is the source of this 2668-nucleotide messenger RNA. It is a transcript of the gene c-mos, whose product is annotated as serine/threonine-protein kinase mos. Gene Ontology annotation, molecular function: protein kinase activity; ATP binding. The transcript is spliced from 4 exons. The coding region runs from base 1475 to 2428 and encodes 317 amino acids. The record is from RefSeq and is a predicted model, not a curated record. NCBI's taxonomy places the organism in Eukaryota, Metazoa, Arthropoda, Insecta, Hymenoptera, Vespidae. Gene Ontology annotation, biological process: protein phosphorylation.